UUACCCGUCCUUUAUUCCGGAUCAGACCUCAGGUUCGGCGGAGACGCUUCACAUCACAGUAUUGCAGACCAUGUGGAUGCAAAAACUGGCAGUCCUGUCCAAGAGCAGCGUGUUCUCCUUCAACUGGAUCUAGACCAGAAAACUGGACUUCAGGACUGCAGGAUUAUCUGAGCAUCGCUAGCAGUGACUGGACUCCGUCUCAGAUCAUCUAUUUUGGAUUUUUCUGCUGAGGAGGAGUUACUUCGGAGAGCAUGAUUACUUCCAGAGCUGGAAUACUAGAGACUAAUCUAGUUUAUGUGAGCAAACUCAAUUACAGCGGCGGAUCCCUCAUGUGAACAGAGCAGCGUCUAAUUCGUUUUGCUGCAGGACGUGCAUUGACUUCUGCAGUUUGUGCGCUCGUUCUUAAGCAAAGUCAAGAGUUUUGAAUCUUCACAAUGUGUUUUCAGUAGGAACAUUCUAUUGGAAAGUUUUUCCCUGCGUAUAUUGGGACGAAGUCCAUUCUGUUUGCUGUUGGUGUGGAGUUGAAUCAAAUGGCUCGACCCGGCUCUGGAGUUCUGGGAGGCGGAUACUCGUCUCAGAGCAUGGCUAGGGUGGUGGUUUGGGAAUGGCUGAACGAACACGGCCGCUGGAGGCCAUACACCGCCGCUGUUUGUCAUCACAUCGAAAACGUCCUGAAGGGAGACGCACGAGGGACCGUCAUACUGGGGCAGGUGGAUGUGCAGCUCACACCCUACGUCAUAGACCUGCAGUCCAUGCAUCAGUUCAGACAAGACACAGGCACAAUGCGUCCCGUGCAGCGCAAUUUCUACGACCCGUCCUCGGCUCCAGGCAAGGGCAUUGUGUGGGAAUGGGAGAACGACUGCGGCUCCUGGACGCCGUACGACAUGGAGCUGUGCGUCAGCAUCCAGAACGCCUACGAGAAGCAGCACCCCUGGCUGGACCUGAGCUCUCUGGGCUUCAGUUAUGUGGUGGACUUCGACGGGAUGUCCCAAACCAACCGGCAGAGCCAGAGGAAGCGGCGCAUCCGCCGACGGAUGGACCUGGCGUACCCUCUCAUCGCUGGAUCCAUCCCCAAAUCCCAGUCCUGGCCGGUGGGCACCAGCUCGGGAAUGCCUUGCACCUGUCAGCAGUGCAUGCUGGUCCACAGCACGCGGGCCGCGUCUAACGCAGGAAUCUCUGGAGAGAUGAUGGAGACGGAUGGAGACUCAGACGAGGACAGACGGGUUCUUGCACUUCCUGUGAAGAAUCUCACUGGGUCAGGACCGGUCCAUCCUGCAUUAGCAGGAAUGACUGGUAUCCUCAUGUGUGCUGCUGGGCUCCCCGUGUGUUUGACUCGGGCUCCUAAACCGAUCCUGCAUCCACCGCCGAUCAGCAAGAGCGACCUGAAACCCGUGCCAGGAAUCAACAGCAUCCGACGCAAGACCAAGAAAAAGCACCUCCGCAAAGGUAAAAACUCAGAGGACGUGGUUCGGCGCUACACAGAGAAGAUCAAGACAGCUCCUGAUGAGGACUGCACCAUCUGCAUGGAGCGACUGGCCACAGCGUCCGGAUACGAGGGAGUGCUGAGCUACAGAGGCAUCAAGCCCGAGCUGGUCGGCAAACUGGGAAAGUGCGGCCACAUGUACCAUCUUCUGUGUCUGGUGGCCAUGUACAACAACGGCAAUAAGGAUGGCAGUCUGCAGUGUCCCACCUGUAAGGCCAUCUACGGGGAGAAAACCGGCACACAGCCUCCUGGGAAGAUGGAGUACCACGUGAUUCCUCAUUCUCUACCAGGAUGCUCUGACUCCAAGACUAUACGGAUCGUCUAUGACAUUCCCGCUGGGAUACAGACCACAGAGCACCCGAAUCCCGGGAAAAAGUACAGCGCACGCGGAUUUCCUCGACACUGCUACUUACCAGACAACGAGAAAGGACGGAAGGUGUUGAAGUUGCUAAUCAUGGCGUGGGACCGUCGUUUGAUUUUCACCAUCGGGACGUCCAGCACCACGGGAGAGACGGACACGGUGGUGUGGAACGAGAUUCACCACAAGACCGAGUUCGGCUCCAACCUCACGGGCCACGGCUACCCCGACCCCAACUAUCUGGACAACGUGAUGAGAGAACUGGCCGCCCAGGGCGUCGGAGAGGACAACCUGAAGGACUGAGGCUCGGUCCACACACACACUCUAGCUGAGGAGUUCCUGACCGCCGGAGAGACCUUUGACCUCUCUGGGAACGACGGUCCUCGCUGACUCCGAGUGAAAGAUGAGGAGAUGUGGAAGAUGGGAGUGACGAAAUCAAUACAAAUUACUCUAAUCUGUUCCUCAUUCACUGUCACGGCUCUCUUUCUCUCUCUCUGUCUCUUGCAAUGCUCUUUUUCAAGGCUACCCAGAAUGCAUCUGGGCUCAGACCAGUGCAUGUGGUAGUUGUAUAUACACACACAUUAGUGGUUGACCGAUAUGGGGUUUUCAAUGGCGAUGCCUCUUACAGAUGGCAGAUAUAAUAUGGUAUAUCUAGGGCUGUCAAGUGAU
Messenger RNA from Sinocyclocheilus grahami, 2510 nucleotides. RefSeq names its product E3 ubiquitin-protein ligase DTX1-like. The transcript has 12 exons. Bases 531 to 2144 code for a protein of 537 amino acids. Gene Ontology annotation, molecular function: zinc ion binding. Gene Ontology annotation, biological process: protein ubiquitination; Notch signaling pathway. The record is from RefSeq and is a predicted model, not a curated record. NCBI's taxonomy places the organism in Eukaryota, Metazoa, Chordata, Actinopteri, Cypriniformes, Cyprinidae.